This is a messenger RNA of Chrysochloris asiatica (Cape golden mole), 567 nucleotides long. RefSeq names its product interleukin 23, alpha subunit p19 (gene IL23A). Bases 1 to 567 code for a protein of 188 amino acids. Lineage: Eukaryota; Metazoa; Chordata; Mammalia; Afrosoricida; Chrysochloridae. The record is from RefSeq and is a predicted model, not a curated record. Gene Ontology annotation, molecular function: cytokine activity. Gene Ontology annotation, biological process: positive regulation of T cell proliferation; immune response; positive regulation of T-helper 17 cell lineage commitment. The transcript is spliced from 4 exons. Gene Ontology annotation, cellular component: extracellular region; interleukin-23 complex.
AUGCUGCUAGUGACUGGAGCUGUGCUGCUGCUGCUGUUGCUGCCUUGGGCUGCCCAGGGCCAGGCCAGGCCUGGGAGCAGCAGCCUUGCCUGGGCUCAGGGCCAGCAGCUCUCCCAGAAGCUCUGCACGCUGGCCUGGAGAACACAUCUACCAAUGGCACACAUGGAUGUCCCAAGAGAAGAGGGAGAUGAUGAGACUACAAACAGUGUACCCCAUAUCCAGUGUGGGGAUGGCUGUGAUCCCCAAGGACUCAAAGAUAAUAGUCAGUUAUGCUUGAAAAGGAUACACCAGGGCCUGAUUUUUUAUGAGAAACUGCUGGGCUCAGACAUUUUCACAGGGGAGCCUUCUCUGCUCCCAGAUAGCCAACUUCAUGCCUCCCUCCUAGUCCUCAGCCAUCUCCUGCAGCCUGAGGGUCACCAUUGGGAGACUCAGCUGACACCAAGCCUCAGUCCUACCCUGCCUUGGCAGCGCCACCUUCUGCGCCUCAAGAUUCUUCGUAACCUCCAAGCCUUUGUGGCUGUAGCUGCCCGGGUCUUUGCCCAUGGAGCAGCAACUCUGAGCUCUUGA